Baudoinia panamericana UAMH 10762 is the source of this 5392-nucleotide messenger RNA. RefSeq lists its product as uncharacterized. The transcript has a single exon. Bases 48 to 5282 code for a protein of 1744 amino acids. Lineage: Eukaryota; Fungi; Ascomycota; Dothideomycetes; Mycosphaerellales; Teratosphaeriaceae. Gene Ontology annotation, biological process: DNA-templated transcription. Gene Ontology annotation, molecular function: DNA-directed RNA polymerase activity; DNA binding. The record is from RefSeq and is a predicted model, not a curated record. Gene Ontology annotation, cellular component: RNA polymerase I complex.
GACACUCGCUACGUAGGUGCAGGCGCAGGCGCAGCGAGGCUGUCAAGAUGAACACGUCCCAGCCGGUAUCGUCUCAGGUAACCGCCGUAUCAUUUGGCAGUCUCUCCGCUACAGACAUACGAUCGCUAUCCGCCCGCCAAAUCACCAGCGCAACCACUUUCGAUACCCUCCUCAAUCCUGUUCCCGGCGGUCUGUAUACGCCUGAGCUGGGCCAAUUCGGUGAUGCAUCAUGCGCAACAUGUGGGCUCAAGAACCCACAAUGUCCCGGUCAUUGUGGGCACAUCGAGAUGCCCGUGCCAUGCUACCAUCCCACCUUCAUGGACCAAGUCCUGCGGCUUUUGCGCGGGAUGUGCAUCUACUGCAGUCGGUUGAAGAUGAGCCGUGUUGUAGUACAUAAGAUGCUAUCCAGGUUAAGGUUAAUCCAGUACGGUCUGUUGACCGAGCUCCACGAACUGGAUGCCAUGUCAAUCAGGGCGGUAGCGGGUGGGAAGGGAGAUACGGCACGGUCGGACGAGGAGGAGGAGAUAGAUGAAGACGAUGAUGCCGAAGCAAAUACGGUAAUUGCGCGACUCGACCACUUCGUAGCGAAUGCUAUCCGAACUGCCAAGCAGAAUGGCACCUUCUCCACGCAGAAGACGGAAGCCACAACGAGUGCGCGUCGAGCAGUCAUCGCGGACUUUAUGGGUAGGAUGACAGGCAGCCGUAAAUGUGGAAACUGCAAGGGCAUCAACCACAAGUACCGGAAGGACCGAUACGUGAAGAUCUUCCGCAAACCGCUUACGGAGAAAGAGAGCUUUGCCAUGAUUCAAAGUGGUCACCGAGCGAAGGAUCCGAUUGUCGAGCUUCGAAAGAAGCAGCAAGCAGAGCUCAGCCGUAAACGCAAACGCGAAGCGGAGAAGGAGAAAGAUGAGGGCAUUGCGGACAUGGAUGGUUCUGAGGAGGGCGAGGAGGAAGGCGAGGGCGACGAUGUUAACAUGGACGAUGGGGUAGAAUCGUCGGAAGAAGAGGUCCGCAUCGCCGGCGGAGACAUCAUUGGGUCUGCCACCGAAGCUGGGACGAGGACGAGGAAGUCACAGACGCCAUCGGAAGAGUACCUUAACCCAUCCCGUGUGCAUGCGCACCUCUCUCAACUCUUCGAGCGCGAACAGGAAGUUCUUGCAGCCGUAUACGGACACAAGCGGAGCGAGCGGAGAGGUGGCAAGCCGCUGACACCAGACAUGUUCUUUCUGCGCACCAUCUUAGUACCGCCGAACCGCUACCGCCCAGAAGCACGUACCGGAAGUGACGAGAUCGCUGAGGCGCAGGAGAACACGCUGUACAAGAAUAUACUGAACGCCUGUGAAACGUUGUCCAACAUACAGCGUGAGCUCUCCGGCAAACAAGAAUCGGAUCCUCGCUACCGAGCCCGCAAUUAUGGCGACCUUGAGAACAGCUGGAUCCAGCUGCAAGAUGCGGUCAACAGCCUCGUUGACCGCGAUCUUGCACCUCUAUCUGGCGCUGCCGCACGGCGCCUACCGGACGGCAUCAAGCAGAAGCUGGAGAAGAAGGAAGGCAUGUUCCGCAAAUACAUGAUGGGUAAGCGUGUUAAUUUCGCUGCCCGGACUGUCAUUAGCCCUGAUCCGAACAUCGAGACCAACGAGAUCGGAGUGCCACCUGUCUUCGCCAUUAAGCUUACCUACCCUGAAGCAGUGACCGAGUGGAAUAUCGAGGAGUUACAAGAAGCCGUGAAAAACGGCCCGCAUGUAUGGCCAGGCGCGGUGGCGAUAGAGAGUGAGACCGGACAGGUUGUGAAUCUCGAGCGCAAGAAUGCUGAAGACCGAACGGCACUUGCAAACCAGCUCCUUGCGCCUUCAGUCGGCCCGACUGGAGUUAAAGGAACCCGACCGAAGAAGGUACAUCGCCACUUGAACAACGGCGACAUUGUGAUCAUGAACCGACAGCCGACAUUGCACAAGCCAUCCAUGAUGUGCCAUAGAGCAAGGGUGCUUCCUGGCGAGAAGACCCUUCGAAUGCACUACGCCAACUGCAACACCUACAAUGCCGAUUUCGAUGGUGACGAGAUGAACAUGCACUUCCCGCAGAACGAAGCUGCGCGUGCGGAAGCACUUAGUAUUGCGGAUACCGACCAUCAGUACCUCUCCAGCACCGCCGGCAACCCGCUAAGAGGUCUUAUCCAGGAUCACAUAUCCAUGGGUGUCUGGCUGACGAACAGAGACAUGUUCUUCGACCGAGCUGACUACAUGCAGCUUCUGUAUGCAGCAAUACGGCCGGAGAGCGGACACUGUGCCCGAAAACAAAUCGAGACAGUACCACCUGCCAUUUGGAAGCCAAAGCCGCUGUGGACGGGCAAGCAGGUUGUGACGACUGUCCUUAAGAACAUCUCACCCGAAGGCUCGGAGGGUAUGACAAUGUCUGCCACCUGCAAGACUGACCCAAGACUCUGGGGCGAGGCCGGAGCGAGGGAAGAGGGUACCUUACUGGUCAAGGACGGCUAUGUAUGCCACGGCGUCCUGGAUAAGAACCAAAUCGGUCCGUCAGCUGGUGGGUUCGUCCAUGCGGUGUAUGAGCUGUACGGACACGUUACCGCCGGACGCCUUCUGAGCAUCUUGGGCCGUUUGCUGACCCGGCUCGAGAACAUGCGAGCCUUCUCUUGCGGCGUGGAGGACCUGGUCUUUACGCGCGAAGGCGAGGAGAAAAGGCGGCAGGCCCUCGCGGAUGCGGAGACAGUUGGCUUCGAGGUCGCGAAGAAGUAUGUCGGCUUGGCUGAGCAAAACGUCGGCCGUGACAACCGUGAGCUCAGAGUGCGGUUAGAAGAUGUUCUGCGCGAUGAUGCGAAGCAGCGUGGUCUGGAUCAGCUUACCAACAGUGCAACGAGCGUUCUGUCGUCGGCUGUGACUAACGCCUGUCUGCCUGCUGCGCUCGUCAAGCCUUUCCCUGCAAACCAGAUGCAGACGAUGACUUCAUCUGGUGCCAAGGGCUCGAAGGUCAAUGCCAAUCAGAUCAGCUGUAACCUGGGACAGCAGAUUCUGGAAGGCCGACGUGUGCCUGUCAUGGUUAGCGGCAAAACGUUGCCGUGCUUCAAGCCCUUCGAGUCUAGCGUGCGAGCUGGAGGAUACGUCGUAGACCGCUUCUUGACGGGUGUACGGCCGCAAGAAUUCUUCUUCCACGCUAUGGCGGGCCGCGAGGGAUUGAUCGACACGGCUGUGAAGACAUCGCGUUCUGGGUACCUUCAGCGAUGUCUGAUCAAGGGCAUGGAAGGCUUGAAAAUCGAAUACGACACAUCGGUCCGCGACGCUGAUGGCUCGAUCGUCCAGUUCUUGUAUGGUGAAGACGGUCUGGAUGUGGCGAAAGCGAAGUUUCUUGGCGACUUCAAGUUUGAAGCCGAGAACCAUGUGAGCUUUUUCAGGUCGCUGGGCGACGAGGAAGGUGGGUUCGAACGCGUGCUUAGUGACGAAGCGGCUCUAUACAAUAAAAAUGCGAUCAGGAAGUACCGCAAGACUGGUGAUCUUGCGGCGGCGGACCCGGCGCUGGAGGUUUACAGACCUAGCCGCUUCGCGGGCAGCACGAGCGAGAAGGUCUACAGCGAGGCGAAGCAGUAUAUGGACGAGAAUCCUGACAAGCUCAUCAAGGACAAGAAGGCCGGCAUCGAAGGAAGAGUGACAAGGAAGGCAUUCCAGCGUAUUCUGGACAUGCGGUACCUCAGGUCGGUGGUUGAAGCUGGCGAGGCCGUCGGCGUGGUUGCAGGACAGUCGGUCGGUGAGCCAAGUACGCAGAUGACGCUGAACACCUUCCAUUUGGCCGGACACGCUGCGAAGAACGUCACGCUUGGUAUCCCGCGUCUCCGCGAGAUUGUGAUGACAGCCGCGAAACAGAACGCAACACCCACCAUGACGCUGCGCCUGAAUGAGGAGAUCGCUGUCCAAGAGGCGAAGAGGUUCGCUAAAGGCAUUUCGAAGUUGUCCAUGGCGGAAAUCUUGGAUAAAGUGACUGUCACCGAGAAGACGGAGAAGGGCGUUGCGUAUUCGGAGGCGAAGAAGUACGAAGUCAGGCUCGACUUUUUCCCAGCUGCAGAGUACACGAAGGAGUACGCGAUCACCAUUGACGAUGUGGUUGCUACGAUCGAGCAUCGCUUCCUGCCUCGGUUGCAAGUUCUGACCAGGAAGGAGCUCAAGAAGCGCGGUGACGAGAAGAGUCUAAAGAAUGCUGUCCGCAGCGACGCAAUGCCCGACGUUGGCAAAAGCGCCGGGAUGGUCGAGCAGCAGAGUUCGCGACCUGAGGGCGAGCGCGAAGGCGGCGAUGAUGACAGUGAUGGGGAGGGUGAUGACGAUGCCACGAGGGAUAAGGCGAAGAGCAACAAGAUGCAGGCAGGGUAUGAGGCAUUUGAAGAUGAUGAAGAGAAUGUACUUGCUGCGCGGAAUCAGAGAGAGGGCAGUCCAAUAGAGGAAGACGAGAUGGAGGACGAGGCUUACGGCGGUUCGCCGAGGUCGGCAGAUGAGAGCAGUGAAGGGGAGGGUGAGGAGGAUGCGCCGAGGAAGCUUGCGGCAAAAGAGAGGGAGAAUCGCAUCAAGUCUGACAAGAAGUCGAAUGACGUUACUCGUUUCGCUUUUGAUGACGAAGCCGGCGAAAGCUGUACCUUCACACUCGAAUACGAUUCGGACGCGGCGAAGAUCCUGAUGCUGGCUCUCGUCGAACAAGCCGCUCGCCAUGCGGCAAUUCAGUCCGUCCCUGGCAUAAGCACGGCCAUGGUCGACGAAGUCGCCAUGAAAGAUUCGAAGGAGGUCCCUGCCGUGCCCAUCCUCGCGCUCAGCGGCGUGAACAUACCCGCCAUGUGGGAGUACCAGCACGUCAUCAACCCACACCGUCUCUACACGAACAGCGUGUACGAUAUCUUACGCCAUUACGGCGUGGAAGCGGCCCGAAAUGCCAUCGUCCUCGAACUGCAAUCCGUCUUCGGCGGCCACGGUAUCUCCGUCAAUGCAAGGCAUCUCACCCUCAUUGCGGAUUACAUGACGCGAAGUGGAGACUAUCAGGCUUUCAACCGGAUGGGAUAUAGAGGCAAUGCCAGCCCGUUCAUGAAGAUGAGCUUUGAGACGACAGUGAGCUUCUUGCGAGAUGCGGUGCUUGAGGGCGAUUGGGACGACUUGAACAAUCCGUCUGCGAGAAUUGUGACAGGCAGGCUGAGCAAGGUGGGCACAGGCGGAUUCGACAUCUUUACUAAGUUGCAGGCACGAGAGAAACUGCAAGACGGUGCGGGUGGCGAUGUUGACAUGGAAGAAGAUUAGAUCUGAGGAUAUUGGACCCAUGGUGUAGCACGAGAAAUAUAGCCUGAGGAACGAACAAGCUGUCGUCUGACUCUUUACGGGUCGCAUCGGUAUCACCUCAGCGUCUCAGA